Messenger RNA from Papaver somniferum (opium poppy), 354 nucleotides. Its product is annotated as calcium-binding protein KRP1-like. The coding region runs from base 1 to 354 and encodes 117 amino acids. The record is from RefSeq and is a predicted model, not a curated record. NCBI's taxonomy places the organism in Eukaryota, Viridiplantae, Streptophyta, Magnoliopsida, Ranunculales, Papaveraceae. Gene Ontology annotation, molecular function: calcium ion binding. The transcript has a single exon.
AUGGCAGGAACAAAGCCGGUUGAUUUCCAAGAUUAUUUGCCAAUCAUGGCUGAUAAAUUAGGAGGAGAAGGUUUAAUAGGUGAAUUAUGCAAUGGGUUUCAAUUAUUAAUGGAUCAGGAAAAGGGUUUGAUUACUUUUGAGAGUUUGAAAAGCAAUUCAGCUCAUUUAGGUUUACAGGGAUUAAGCGAUGACGAAUUAAGGAGUAUGUUAAGAGAAGGCGAUAUGGAUGGUGAUGGUGCUCUUAAUCAGAUGGAAUUUUGUGUUCUUAUGUUCAGAUUAAGUCCUGAUUUGAUGGAAGAAUCUGAAAUCUGGCUAGAAGAUGCUCUUCAACAAGAAUUCAAACAUCAUGGGUAG